GGCGUCCUUACCCUGAUUGCCAUCUCCACCUGUCGCGUACUAGAUGAUGGUACGGAACCUUUCGUGUGCAAGUCCGACUCGCACUUGGCCGAUGUUUAACUGAUCGUUUUGGAGCGAGGCGUGAAGGGACGCAGCUGUGUCGCGGCCGAUAAUGAAUUCCAAUUUCAUAGCCGCUGCACUCACAUCGCGUUACUUGCUCGUUACCCAUCUUACCACGCGUUUAACGCUGGCUGAACCAGCUACAGAGCUCGAACACUAUUAGAAUGGCAAAGGUUGCCUGGUAGAGAUUGCUCCAAGCAAUAAGGCCGCCUUUGCGCACAAUUGUUUUUUCUGUUUUCUUCUUUCUGUGUUGUGUUCCUUUACAUGUGUUUUUGUGUGCAAUAAAGUGUUCUAUCUAUCUAGAAUGGACUUUACGAUAUGGCCUGCGGGGUGAUUUGCUAACUCAGUGUCUAAAAGCAUAGUUAUGGUACGUAACGAGUAAUUUGCGUGCCGGAUGGAACGGGACGAUUUCUUGUCAUCGUUGCUAAUAGGUAGUAGUUCAAAAAAUCAUACGUUACGUAUGCUAUGACCUUUACACUGAAUGAUAGCCAUCCUGUAGCCACCGAGCUCAUUUGACAUUAUUAAUUAGUUGGUUCUAUGUUACUGCUUCAUUGAAUGAUAUUAAAAUAUUUCUUCUUAGGAAGCCUUCAAUGGAUAAAUAAAUAUCAAAUGAGCUUUGUGGUUAUCAUUCAGUGGACACCAUUUAGCGAAUCAGUAGGCUGGUCUUCUGGGGCAACUCAGUGAGCAUAGGGGGUUUAUUUAUUUGACAGAAGUGUAUUAUGGCAAUUUGUGGAGCCGGCACCCUAUAGUCUUCAGGCAGGGUGCUAAAUUCGUUUUUUUUUUUCAUUUUCAUGGCGGCCAUUUUGAAAUUUUUGAUUUCUGUUUCGUUUAUUCAAAAAAUUAUAAACUCUCUCGCUGCCAUACACCCUUCCGUUUGUGCACUUUAUGACUGGGCACGUUGUAUUUUUUAAGUUUGUCCGCUCUAUUAAUAAACUAACUCUAUAUCAAAGACUGGAUACUAUAAAAAUCAGUCCAAGGAUUCAACCCCUUUCAUUCCUCCAUAGAACACUAAGUUAAGAUGAACUCAAAUCAUCAUCAAACUAUAAAAAUAUGCGAAAAGAAAAUCAAACUAGCUGAGCUGAAAUUGAGUAAAGUUCUACAUAAGAUAGAGAGUUUGAAACUCAAUAAUUAUUUCAUUUCUCGUUUAGACACUUCGAGUUGUAAGAGAAAUUGGAAUUUUCUUAAAGUCGCAAAUGUUAAACAUGUCUUGGUAGUUAUAAUUGCUGUUUUAGUGAUUGGCUGUUGGUGGAUUUAUUCAGAAUCGUUGAUUACGGGAUGUUUCCUCAAACUCCCGUACGAGUCAAAGUCUCUGUUCCGCGCCCCGGAGGACUGCUCCAUGUGCGUGGGCGUUAGUGACGUCACCCGCCUCUCCAACAUCAGCGCCGAGGAGUUCGAAGACCGAUACGCGUACACCACGCAGCCCGUCAUUGUGACCGAUGCUACGACCGACUGGAAAGCUAUGGAACAAUUCAAUUUCCAAUUUUUCGCCAACUUCUACCGGAACAACAAGAUGGGGCGACGCAUCAACGAGUGCUUCUACUUCUCAUACAAGUCGGGCUUGCGGUCGCUGGACGAGGUGUUCCGUAUGGACGAGCAACGCGCUAAUCUCUCUGGUGAUCCGUGGUACGUGGGUUGGAGCACGUGCCACGAGGAGGAGACGCGCGCGCUGCGGCGGUUCUACACGCGGCCAUACUUCCUGCCGCGCACUGCCGAGAGCGACAUGCUGGACUGGGUGUUCAUGGGCGGGCCGGGGCAGGGCGCGCAUAUGCAUGUGGACUCGGUGCGCCACAUGUCGUGGCAGGCGCAGGUCCGCGGCCGCAAGCAGUGGCAGCUGGCGCCUCCUCCCGAGUGCCUCUACUCCUGUUCCUGGAUCACCUUCACCGUCGAGCCGGGAGAGAUCCUGGUGGUGGACACCAACCGAUGGUACCACAAGACGAGCGUGCUGCCCGGAGACAUCAGCAUCACCAUAGGAGCAGAAUACGACUGACUUCAUACCAUCUAUUCAUUUUUAUGAUUUCGUACCCGAAGGGUUCCAAUGGGACCCUAUUACUCCGCUGUCCGUUUGUUUGUCAGCGAGCUGAAUCUUUUAAACCGGUAGAACAGAAUAAUAAAAAAUCAAAAUGGCUGCCAUGAAAAUUAGUGUUAUUUCUUGUACGACGGUACGGAACCUUUGUGUGUGAGUUAAACUCGCAAUUGACCCAUUUUUUAUUUUUGUCCAACUAU
Messenger RNA from Maniola jurtina (meadow brown), 2322 nucleotides. RefSeq lists its product as uncharacterized. NCBI's taxonomy places the organism in Eukaryota, Metazoa, Arthropoda, Insecta, Lepidoptera, Nymphalidae. The coding region runs from base 1118 to 2086 and encodes 322 amino acids. The record is from RefSeq and is a predicted model, not a curated record. The transcript is spliced from 6 exons.